This is a messenger RNA of Pyricularia oryzae 70-15, 1440 nucleotides long. RefSeq lists its product as uncharacterized. NCBI's taxonomy places the organism in Eukaryota, Fungi, Ascomycota, Sordariomycetes, Magnaporthales, Pyriculariaceae. Bases 418 to 1440 code for a protein of 340 amino acids. The record is from RefSeq and is a predicted model, not a curated record. The transcript has 7 exons.
UAAGCCGCGAAGAUUUGCGCGUAACCAGUGGACAACAUGCGGUGGUGAAACGCACCUGCUCAGUUGACAGAGUCCACGUCAGUCACUGUUUACCCAGGCAGGUAUGGAAAUGUGUGUUUGUUGGAAGGGGCCUGGCUACGAAGGAAGGAGCGUUGUGCUGGAAUUUUGAGCACAAGAAAACAUUUCCAAUUCCAAAGCAAAUGCAAGUUUUUCGAAAUAUUUUUCACAUCACGAGCAAUCUCUGAGAAUAACCCGCGCAACCAAAGCUUUCAAGACCAUCACGUCUGUACUUAUGUUCAAUUCAAGUUCCAAGAUAUUCUCGAAGUCUUUGUUUUUUCAAGAAAAUGUCUGCCUACAAGAUCCUCAAUCUGACCCUGCCCGCUUGCCCUGACACCCACCCCUAGGCUAGGUUUUUCCAUGAGCUUUGCCGACCUUCGAGGACCACAGGCCCAGGACAUACAUCAGACGAAUUCAUACAAUGUAGUGCCAUCAAAACAGGGCGCGCUUUUGCGCGACGCUGCGGUCGCUUUGGCCGCUCUCACCAACGAGUUGGCGCGGGGCGUUGGCGGGCGGGCGAGCGGAGGUGAUGGCCGGGGUGGCGGAGGCGGUAGCCGGGGUGGCGCCCGGGUGCAGAAGCCUCCGGGCACUGGAAAGAUUAAGGAGACGAAGAAGGAGACGAAGAAGGAGACGAAGAAGGAGACGAAGAAGGAGACGAAGAAGGAGACGAAGAGGGAGACGAAGAAGGAGACGAAGAAGGAGACGAAGAAGGAGACGAAGAAGGAGACGAAGAAGGAGACGAAGAAGGAGACGAAGAAGGAGACGAAGAGGGAGACGAAGAAGGAGACGAAGAAGGAGACGAAGAAGGAGACGAAGAAGGAGACGAAGAAGGAGACGAAGAAGGAGACGAAGAAGGAGACGAAGAAGGAGACGAAGAAGGAGACGAAGAAGGAGACGAAGAAGGAGACGAAGAAGGAGACGAAGAAGGAAACGAAGAAGGAGAUAACGGAGGAUGCUCAGCUUCGCAUGUUCGUUCCGAUUGAUAGAACGAUACCUUAUAUCGACAAUCAACUGGAAGAAUAUGCGAGAUCACCUGCCCGGGUGAUAACAACGAUCAAUGAUCGUCGUCAAAAGUACCAGGAAGACGGUGAUUCCCUGGAAGGGCGACCUUUCCUGUGGGACACCAUGCCACGAGGUCAACCAAGGAAGGAUUGGACUGGCCAAAUCGCCAUUUUGGGGCUGCAAGAUGACGCUGGCGAUCCAGAUAUUUCGAAAUGCACUCCCGGAAAGUCCAAUUUCCGAAAAAUGGGCAAAGAUCCCAGAUAUACUGGCCAAGGCCGGCGCCCGGCCCAGCCAAAAACGCAGGACGGUCGUAACCAUCGACUAUCAUAUGUCGAGCCGACAGUGCUGAGUCCGACUGGCAAGCACCAAGUCAUCAGCUGA